AUAUUAUUAUCACAUUGCCAUCACUUGAUAAUUAUCUUCCAAACGUCAUCGUUCAACUACUAUCCUCCAACCAUAAUCACAUAACUACAAUCCUCUGAUCAAUGACGCUUGAUUAUAGUACUCCAAUCAUCAUUGUGUAACAAAAAUCCUCGGACCUCCAUCACUUGAUUAUAAUCAUUCGACCAUCACUAUCUAACUAUGUUCCUUUGAUAUAUAUUGCUGACUACUAUCCUCUAACUUACAGUCCUUUGACCAUUGUCACAUGGCUACACCGAUGACCACUGACUUGAUCAACUGCCAUCACUACUAAUGCCAACAUGCAUCAUGUUAUAAGAUCAUUGCAUUCCAUCAACAUUAAAUCUAACUUCUAAUGUCAGUAUCAUGACUUAUGUUAGACUUCUUGAUUUUUGAUCUCCCCUCCUCAAAAGAGGAUGAAUAAACAUAGAGCAAAAAGCCUCUUAAAGUUAUCUUUCAUGCCACAUGACUCUUCUAACUUUAUCUACAUAGCAUGUUCUAUACAUUGUAUGAUUACUACAUUGAAUCAAUGCCUUCCACAAAGAAAGAUAUCAUUUGUAAUCAAUGACAAACAUUAGUUGAAUCAAUAUUGUUGGGCCAAGCCCGUGGUAUCAUUCCUUUUCUUGGGUUUGGAAACUCUAAUUUCUUUUUCAAUUCCUGCACUUAUCUCUUAUUUAUGCAUAUGUUGAAACUUUGUGUAAAUACUAAGACAAUAAACCCUUUAACUAUACUAUCACGAAUAUUCUAACAUGUAACGUUUGCAAUGGAUGCAAUUUAGGAUCAGAGAUGGAGAUUGAGAUUAUUUUGUAACCUUAUAUAAAGGCCAAGCUACGUGUUGACAAAUCUUUCAUCUAGUUGUGCAUCAAGUACCGAUCGUCUCCGAACAAUUUCAAUUUCAAGUUUGAAUUUUACUCAAAACUAAAUCUUUAUAAUCCCAUUUUCUUUUAUGACUAUCACUAUUAUGCAUAUUUGAGAAUUACUUUAUACUCGUUUUCUAUUAGUGAAUACAUAACCUCUUAGUGCAUGGAUUCAUCCCAGCAUUAAUGUCUUCUUCCUUACCAAAAUUUUGCCAUUGGGAAGUGUUGGUAUGUCUUUACUUAAUCAUGAUAUUCUUUUUUUCUUUUUUUCUUUUCGGCUAGAUUUUUUUAAUGCCUUUAUUAAUACUUUUAUAGUGUUAACCAAUAUUUAUUUAUUUGUUUAUUAUAGGUUUUAUUUGAGAUAACUUUUUUAUUCCUUUUAAAAUAUUUUAUAAAAAAUUAAUUUAAGAAAUAAUAAGAAAACCUUUGCCUUAAGCUACACAAAUCCCUUAAAUAUACUAGCUUGAAAUUAUAACUUGCCCCUACCUUCAAAAACACUGAUUUGAGCGCGGAUCAUUGCUACUGGAUUUUCAAUCGCUCAGCCAGUCUUCAUUUGCCAGAGCAAUCAAGACGGUCUCUUGCUCUGAUGGCCUUGACGGUACCUCUUCCACCGCCGACGACGACAAUCACGGAAGACUUGCGCGUCCGUCGCCAUGCCGCACUCCGCCGACUAGACUCCUGCUCCACAAUGCUUGAGCUUCGGCAGCACCACUCCCAACUCGUCCGCCUCGGCCUCUCCUCCGACAACGACGCUGUCGGCCGCCUCCUCCGCUUUUGCGUCCUCUCCCCAGCCGGCGACUUUCCAUACGCCCUCCGCCUCUCGCAAUUCCUCCCUCAUCCCGACGCCUACAUCUUCAACACCCUUCUUCGCUCCCCCUCUCUCCCAUCCCCACUUCAUCUCUACAUCCAGAUGCUCCUCCGCUCCGUCCAACCCAACCACUAUACCUUCCCCUCCCUCCUCAAAUCCCUCUCUUCCGCUGGAUACGCACAAUCUCUCACCGCCAGCCUCCAGGUCCACGCUCACGUUCUCAAGCUCGGAUUCCACCCCGACACCUUCUCACAGAACAAUCUUCUGAAUUUAUAUUUUACGUUCGCUCUCCCCGUUGAUGCCCGCCGCAUAUUCGACAAAAUGCCUCACCGGGACGUUGUGUCAUGGACAACAAUGAUCACAGGCCUCUGCCGCCUAGGCCUGAUCGACGAUGCUCGCAACCUAUUCGACAACAUGCCUGAAAGAAACUCCGUAUCAUGGAACGCCAUGAUGUCAGGGUAUGUACAGAAUCAAAGUUUCCACCAAGCAUUCCAGCUCUUCUAUCAGAUGCAGGACAAUGGAGUAGAGCUCGACAAAUUCUCCGCAGCAAGCAUGCUGGCUGCCUGUGCAGGGCUCGGAGCAUUAGAGCAGGGCCAAUGGAUUCACAAACAGAUUGAAAGGAACCAGAUUGAACUCGAUUCGAAACUCGCCACCACCGUCAUAGACAUGUACUGCAAGUGUGGAUGCUUGGAGAAGGCCUAUGAGGUCUUUGAUGGCUUGAAAAGUAAAGGGCUUUCAUCUUGGAAUUGCAUGAUUGGAGGACUAGCAAUCCAUGGCAGAGGUGAAGAAGCCAUUAAUCUAUUCAAAGAGAUGGAAAAGGAAAUGGUGAGACCAGAUGAUAUAACUCUCGUCAAUCUCCUCAGUGCAUGUGCUCAUGCAGGCCUAGUUCAUCAAGGGCGGCACUUCUUCAAUUACAUGUCUAAAGUUCAUGAUAUUGAACACAAAACAGAGCAUUUUGGAUGCUUGGUGGACCUAUUAGGGAGAGCUGGCCUGCUACUAGAAGCUAAGAAGGUGCUCGAUGAAAUGCCCAUUGAACCAGAUGCCAGUAUUCUAGGUGCUCUACUUGGGGCCUGCAGGAUUCAUGGCAAUGUUGAACUGGGGGAACAAAUUGGCCAUAGGGUCAUUGAGCUCGAUCCAAACAACAGUGGCCGAUACAUUCUCCUCGCUAAUCUUUACACAAGCGCUGGUCGAUGGGACGAUGUGGCCAAUGUGAGGAGGUUAAUGAACGAUCGAGGGGUGAAGAAAGAAGCAGGUUGGUCAAUUAUUGAAAAGAAUGGUGUGGUGAACAAAUUUAUUGCUGGAGGGAAGUACCAUCCUGAGACCUCCCAGAUUUAUGCCAUGGUGGAGAAGAUGCUGGAGAGAAUCAGACUGGUUGGCUAUGUGCCUGAUAGAGGUGGAGUGUUCAAUGGCUUUGAGAAUAUGGAGGAAAAAGAGAGUCCGGUCUUCUUUCACAGUGAAAAGCUGGCAAUUGCUUUCGGGUUAUUGCACACAAAGCAGGGAGAAACGAUAAGGAUUUCUAAGAACUUGAGAGUGUGCAGAGAUUGCCAUGAGGCAAGUAAGCUCAUUUCCAAGGUUUAUGAGAGGGAAAUUAUCGUGAGGGAUCGUAAUAGGUUUCACCAUUUCCAUGGAGGGCAGUGUUCUUGCAAGGAUUACUGGUGAGGUUGACUGUGAUUUUAUUGUUUGAUAAUUAAUAAUUCUUUAAUCCUUGAUUUUAUUGGUAGGAGGAAUAUCGGCAUCUCCAACUGAAAAUCUCUUUUUUCACUCCAAAAUGCAUUGAAACUAAAAAAUGGCAUGAUUCAUCUUCAAUAGAACUCCAUUUUGAACCAUUAGUAGAAGGUAACGGUUUUUCUCAUCUUUCGUUGUUUCUUCGACAAAUCCGGUAGGGUAUAAAAAUAA
Dendrobium catenatum is the source of this 3576-nucleotide messenger RNA. RefSeq names its product pentatricopeptide repeat-containing protein At5g66520. The coding region runs from base 1459 to 3339 and encodes 626 amino acids. Gene Ontology annotation, molecular function: protein binding; zinc ion binding; RNA binding. Gene Ontology annotation, biological process: RNA modification. The transcript has a single exon. Lineage: Eukaryota; Viridiplantae; Streptophyta; Magnoliopsida; Asparagales; Orchidaceae. The record is from RefSeq and is a predicted model, not a curated record.